Hemiscyllium ocellatum (epaulette shark) is the source of this 2050-nucleotide messenger RNA. Its product is annotated as gamma-glutamyl hydrolase-like. The transcript is spliced from 10 exons. The record is from RefSeq and is a predicted model, not a curated record. Lineage: Eukaryota; Metazoa; Chordata; Chondrichthyes; Orectolobiformes; Hemiscylliidae. Gene Ontology annotation, cellular component: vacuole. The coding region runs from base 662 to 1597 and encodes 311 amino acids. Gene Ontology annotation, molecular function: gamma-glutamyl-peptidase activity. Gene Ontology annotation, biological process: tetrahydrofolylpolyglutamate metabolic process.
ACGAGCAACAUUCAAAGAUCCGAGAAUUCGAAACGUGGAAAAGUGGUGAAGAGUGAACCUGGGACUUAAACUGGGCGUGAAAGAAAUGAAGCCCCCAACCCGAGUUCCAUUGGCUGUGGGCCAGCUCGCACAUAAUAGUUGUUCAAAGGUCCGUGUGUCUGGAAUGUGAGGACAGGAUGGUUCAGAGGAAAAUGAAAGUAGGACAAACUUUCAGGCUGAAUGCAAGCAAAAGCGGCGCUACUUUGGAACUAAAUGUUUGCAAUUUGGUCGGAUGCAAUUGCUAUUGAACCUGAGGGUUGCGGUGGAAGCCAGGCCAGCCCUUACCUGGUCACUUGUGCCCCCGAGCCCGCUUCACAUGGCGCUGGGGCCUCGCUGCACGGGCGGCGCUGCUUAGUUUAGGCUGCCAUGUCUAGGAAGCGCCUCCUCUGCCUGUCCUCAUAACGCUGAGGCGGGACAAUACCUUCCCCUGUGACGCCACUAGCCAAGCCGGCCAGCUUGCUCCCCAGACAAGCUCAGGGAUCAUCGGUUUAACCUGUCCCCUGCAAGCAACAACAAUCCGGCCUGCAAGGCAGGGUGACCGGCCACUCACUUCCCUUAUUCGCAUCAGUCGCCUCCUGCAGAAUGUGAGCCACUUCCGGGUUUCAAAGUCAGCAAGAUCACCAUGGCUCAGACUGUGCUGGGACAGCUCCUGUUCGCUUGCUGCGUUUUGCCCGCACUGCACUCAUUCGACCUAAACCAGAGACCCAUCAUCGGCAUAUUGGUCCAGGAAACAUUUGACCCAAAUCUUCUUCCAUAUGGGAAAUAUUACAUUGCUGCACCCUACGUGAAAUAUCUGGAGUCUGCUGGCUGCAGAGUGGUACCAGUCAGGUUGAAUCUGACAAAUGACGAAUAUGAAAAGAUUUUUUCUUCAAUAAAUGGCAUCCUCUUUCCUGGUGGAUCAUCUGAUGUGAAGACAUCUGCCUUUGCCAAAGCUGCAAAAACAUUUUACAACCUCGCAUUAAAGGCAUUUGAUGCUGGUGAUUAUUUUCCAAUAUGGGGAACCUGCCUUGGAAUGCAGUUGCUGACUGUGUUUACUGCUGGGAAGAACUUACUAAUAAAUACUGACACAGAAAACAUUGCUCUCCCACUUAACCUGACUAAUGCUGCAGAAUCAAGUAAAAUGUUUCAGAAAUUUCCUCCAGAUGUGUUCGGAGCUUUAUCCCAUGAAGCACUGACUGGGAACUUCCAUCAUUUUUCUCUUUCUGUGAAGGAUUUUCUGCAAAAUGAAGAACUAAGGAAAUUCUAUUCAAUUCUGUCCACUAAUUAUGACAGAAAGGGUGUACGGUUUGUGUCGACUAUGGAGGGUAUCCAAUAUCCUUUCUAUGGAGUCCAGUGGCAUCCAGAGGUUAAUCGAUUUCAGUGGCAGCAACAUGUAGCUUUCCCACAUUCUCCGAAUGCUGUUCAAGUCUCCUAUCUGCUGUCUGACUUUUUUGUGAAUGAAGCCCGGAAGAACUUCCAUCAUUUUUCAAACCUGAAGGAAGAGGAGGCAGCUCUGAUCUAUAACUACAGUCCACGCUAUGUGCCUACAUCCAGCUACAUCCAAGUCUAUUUUUUUUAAAGAAAUUUUGUGAAUUAUCCACAAAUUAAAUUUGAGCAGAAAACGUAAUAUUCCCACUUCAAAAUCAUACAUAGCUGCUUGGAGAGAAAGAAGCAAUCUAACUAUCAACUGUAACCAAAAGGACAGUUUAAAGUUUGGACUCUCAUUGCACUACCCAGGUACUGGGGGGAAAAAUAUUAAUUUGGCAUUUAAUCAGUUGAUAAGUUAGCCACUUGUUCUUUGUAUAAUUUUCAGAUUAACUUUCAUUACCCUGUUAUCCUGGAUUCAGUAUUCAGCUUGUUCUAUUUUCCAUUCUACUGCAGUUAAAAUAUUAUGAUAUCAAAAUUGCUUCACUGGUGGUCAAGUGAUUGAAGGUGUUUGUGACAACCACGACCAGAGGCAUUUAUUUUAUAUCAACAGUGCAGAUUGCAUCAUUUCUACAAUGUCUGACUAAACUGCUUCAAUAAACAUUCU